CCGCCCCACACCAAUCAGCUGCGCGCCCGGCCGGCCUCCGCUUGCCCACAGCCGCGAGCGGGACGGUCGGGCGCAGGGUGGUGCAGCGCGGCCAUGGCGGCGCCGGCGCGGCCGCUGUCGCGCUUCUGGGAGUGGGGCCGCAGCAUCGUGUGCGUGGGGCGCAACUACGCGGAGCACGCGCGGGAGAUGGGGGAGACGCCGCCGUGCCGCCCGCUGCUCUUCCUCAAGCCCGCCUCCGCCUACGUGCGGCCGGGCAGCCCGGUGCAGCGCCCCUACUACUGCCAGCGGCUGCACCCCGAGCCCGAGCUGGCCGUGGUGCUGGGCCGGCGCACGCGGGCGGUGUCCCGCGACGACGCCAUGCGCUACGUGGCCGGCUACGCGCUGUGCCUGGACAUGACGGCGCGGGACGCGCAGGACACCUGCAAGGCCCGGGGGCUGCCCUGGACGCUGGCCAAGAGCUUCGACACGUCGUGCCCCGUGAGCGACUUCGUGCCCAAGGAGCGCGUGGCCGACCCGCACCGCCUGCGCCUCUGGCUGAAGGUCAACGGGCAGCUGCGGCAGGAGGGGGACACGGCCGACAUGCUCUUCUCCGUGCCCGAGCUCAUCAGCUACAUCAGCGAGAUCAUCACGCUGCACGAGGGCGACGUCAUCCUCACCGGCACCCCGCCCGGCGUGGCGGCCGUGGAGGAGCACGACGAGCUGGAGGCCGGCAUCCACGGGCUGGUCAGCAUGCGCUUCACGGUGGUGCAGCAAAGGCUGGGGGCGUGAGGGGGGCCUUGGCGCUGCCUCCGUCCCUGCGUUUCUCGUGCACCACGCUGAGUCUGCGAGUUGGCUCCUGGUUCCCAGGGAAUAAAGAACCAACUUGGCUCCUUGGGAAGGAAGAACCAACUUUGCAUUAAAGAACCAGCUUUGCAAUGAAGAACCAGCUUGGCUCUUUGGGGAUGAAGAACCAACUUUGCAUUGAAGAACCAGCUUUGCUCCUUGGGUAUGAAGAACCAACUUUGCAUUGAAGAACCAGCUUUGCUCCUUGGGUAUGAAGAACCAACUUUGCUCUUUGGGAAUAAAGAACCAGCUUUGCAAUGAAGAAUCAGCUUUGCUCCUUGGGGAUGAAGAACCAGCUUUGCAAUGAAGAACCAACUUGGCUCCUUGGGGAUGAAGAACCAGCUUUGCAAUGAAGAAUCAGCUUUGCUCUUUGGGGAUGAAGAACCAGCUUUGCAUUGAAGACCCAACUUGGCUUCUUGGGAAGGAAGAGCCAACUUUGCUCUUUGGGGAUGAAGAACCAACUUUGCAUUGAAGACCCAACAUGGCUUCUUGGGAAGGAAGAGCCAACUUUGCUCUUUGGGAAUAAAGAACCACUUUGCAAUGAAGAAUCAGCUUUGCUCCUUGGGAAGGAAGAACCAGCUUUGCAAUGAAAAAUCAACUUGGCUCCUUAGGAAUUAAGAACCACUUUGCAAUGAAAAACCAACUUGGCUUCUUGGGGAUAAAAAACUAGCUUUGCAAUGAAAAACCAACUUGGCUUCUAGGGAUUGAUGCUUUUGGAUCUGUUGAAGGUGGGGGGUUUGUGCUGCAUUGGCUCUAAAUGGGCAUCAAGUUUGGACGGUUAAUAAAGCUAAAAAAGAAAA
Messenger RNA from Alligator mississippiensis (American alligator), 1622 nucleotides. RefSeq names its product fumarylacetoacetate hydrolase domain containing 1 (gene FAHD1). Lineage: Eukaryota; Metazoa; Chordata; Crocodylia; Alligatoridae. Gene Ontology annotation, molecular function: acetylpyruvate hydrolase activity. Bases 94 to 768 code for a protein of 224 amino acids. The record is from RefSeq and is a predicted model, not a curated record. The transcript has a single exon. Gene Ontology annotation, cellular component: mitochondrion.